This is a messenger RNA of Chilo suppressalis (striped riceborer), 22326 nucleotides long. The record is from the annotation of a GenBank genome assembly. NCBI's taxonomy places the organism in Eukaryota, Metazoa, Arthropoda, Insecta, Lepidoptera, Crambidae.
AGUCUAUAGUUUUUCCUUUCGGUUGACUGAUACACAAUGCUAUUUGCAUUAAGUUCGCUUUUCCUACCUGUUGGUUAAUAACGAUUAAUAAAUAAUUUUAAAUUAAACGCUUUCAGAAUAUAAAAUAAGGUUUAUCACGUUAUGCACGGCUCUUUACUUUUUUUAGAGGCGUCUACUCUCUUUCACUUUGACACCGUUGGGGGGCUGAGUUAGCACCAAUCAAAAUUUUCAAAUUUGUUGCUGCAAGACUUAAUAAAAAUGGUUAAUUUACUUUCAUUACGAAUGAUAAUUACCGAUUUACAUUUUAACGCACGCUGUGAACAAAGCGUAGUAUAUAAUGAAGGUAAUAAAAGAUUAUACAUUUAAAGCUAUAACACAGACAAGUAUAAAGAACAGACAAAAAACUGUAGGCAACUCACCUGUAUUUACCCACAAACAAAAAACGCUCAUGACGCUCUUAAUACAAAAGGAUAUAUAUAAAACUGUGUCGAUCAUUUGAUUUCUAAAGCCUACCUCAACGAGUUCGUUUAAUAGCAUUUUGAAUGUUUAGCCGUGUAGGUAGGUGCCACUAUGACAUUCAAAACGAAAGCAUCAGACGCCGAUCUCUUAAUUUCUAGGUCAUAUUGUCUACGUCUAGACAUAAUGCGUUGCAACGAAAUUAGUGGUGUUUAUGCAAUAAAAAGUAGACAGUAAAAUUCCACUGGUAGAUCGGCGGCGGAGGCCGAGCGAAAGAAAGGCAUCAUAUGCGCUUGACCACCGACUCGGGAAAGCGGAGCGGAGGACGCAAGGGCGCCGUGCGUCUUGCCGAAAUUAUUCGGGGGCCGCUGCACAAUCGAUUUUUCCCGCCCGAUGCGGAAAAUUCUUCAGGGCGGGGCGGGUGUGCGGCUCGAGGAGGGGGUGAGCGAGGGGGGCGCAGCGACAGGGGGGCAGGCGGAGUGCAGCGGGGCGGUGCAACGCGCGCCGCCGUCCCGGCCGACGGGCAGACAGUAGGACGGCGACGCCACUGCGAGUCGGUGACCACGGCGCGAGGAGCGCGCCCGUCGCACUGUGACAUGUAGCGCGGCCGCCGCGCCGCAGCCCUGCGACUCCACCGCCGGUGGCGGCGCGCCGAUGCGCCUGCCGUCCGGCCCGCGCCCGAGCUCGACUCCCGCGCCGCGCGACCCACGCACGCGACCGCAACCGCUACGCACCGCUUUCACUGUUACACCUGAAGCGAGCCCUUCAGCCCGUCUGUGUUGACGACUGUCGUCGGAUGGAACCCGGAGUGCGCCGAUUCGCAUCAAGGUUAGACGGAUAUUUGAAUGUGAGUGUUUGUGCGCCGAUCGUCCGCCGCCGACGUCCAGCGCGCCCUAGCGCACCCUCUUUGGCUGCCCGCGCACGCACACCACACGCCGUAACGCUAUAGCGGCGGGAGCUAGCUCAGACAUGGGAAGUGAGCACUAUUGCCUAAGGUGGAACAAUCAUCAGAGCAACCUUCUGGGUGUAUUCAGCCAGCUGCUACACGACGAAAGCUUGGUGGACGUCACUCUCGCUUGCUCGGAAGGCGCCUCCAUUAGGGCUCACAAGGUAGUGCUGUCAGCUUGCUCAUCAUACUUCCGUUCACUGUUCGUGGACCAUCCGUCACGUCACCCGAUUGUGAUCCUGAAGGACGUGGGUUUAGAGGAGCUGAGGACUCUGGUCGACUUCAUGUACAAGGGCGAAGUUAACGUCCAGUACUGCCAACUACCAGCGCUACUGAAAACAGCAGAAAGCCUCCAGGUGAAAGGACUAGCAGAAAUGACUACGUUAAGCGCAGCUGGCAUCGACGCAAGAAACGUCCCGGAACCAAUGGAAGAGUGCCCACCACAAGACACAGAGUCUCAAGAACAAGUUGAAAGGUUAGAGAAUAGAGAAACUCGAGAAGUAAAGGAAGAUAGGCGGAAUUCCAAAGAACCCCGAGAUAUGAGAGAAAGAGAUAACAAAGACAGCCGCGAGAUAAGAGAAAGUCACUUACGGGAAACCCGUGAGCCCAGGGAUCACAGAGAGCAGAGAGAGCUAAGAGAGAGGAGUUCAUUAGACUUACGAGAAUCGCGGGAGAUUCGCGACUUAAGAGAAUCGAGAGAGCCCCGCGACAUCAGGGAUCAUAGAGAAUCCCGAGAAUCCAGAGAUAUGAGAGACUCACGUGAACUACGGGAUUAUAGGGAUACAAGGGAAACCCGGGAUCCCAGAGAGCCACCAGAAGCUUCACCCCCUAGAAUAUCUCCUUUAUUGUCUGUUCGGCGGUUUCGACCGGAAGUUUCAGCCGAAACACCAACUACAACGCAUCCUCCUUUACCCAAAGAUGAACCUCCUGACGAACCGAUGCGAGCGUCGUCGCCAGAAGAAGACACUGUUUCGAUUAGGUCCAAUGGCGCUCAAAGCGAAAGCAUUGGUUUAAAUAUGACAAUAAAUAGUCACAGCAGUGUACUAGGCCCAAGAUAUUCUCCGGUGGAGCAGCGUCUAAACGUGCUAAAUGCGCUGCCUCACCCGGGCCUCCCACAUGCUCACCCGGCGAUAUCUAGUCCCAGGAGCGAACCGAUUGCUGGACCUUCCGGACUACCUCCAAUUCAGCAAGUUCCAUUAUCUUUGAAAAAAGAGGUAGACUGGGACAGAAGUAAUGAGGAUAAAGGUGGAGGAGAGUCAUCAUCGGAGUACAGAUUGCAACAUGAAUCGGAGUACGAAGGGUCCGGUAGGGGGCGAAUUGAGGAAGGGGAGAGGGGUUACCCUUGCAUACACUGCGGCGCGUUGUUUCCCCACCAAAGCAAACUGGCCAGGCACAUUCUGACUACGCAUACGCUGGACACUUUGAAGUACAGGGACGCGAUACUAGGACGGCAGAUGGGGCUCCCGAUGAUAGGACAGUUCAAUGAGCCGACGUACAUAAGCAUGCCAACGGAAGAAUCCCCCAUAGAUUUGGACAUCGGGCCUGUGGAAGCCGGAAACGUGGUGCUCUGCAAGUUUUGCGGCAAGAGUUUCCCUGACGUGUCCUCUUUAAUAGCACACUUGCCGGUACACACUGGGGAUAGGCCGUUCAAAUGUGAAUUUUGUGGAAAAGCAUUUAAGUUGAGACACCACAUGAAGGACCACUGUAGAGUACAUACAGGUGAACGGCCGUUUCGUUGCGUACUAUGUGGCAAGACAUUCUCGAGGUCUACUAUUUUGAAGGCCCACGAGAAGACUCACUAUCCAAAGUACGCCCGGAAGUUCCUGUCGCCGAGUCCCGUCGACACGGAAGAGGAGAGCCCCCACCAAUGAGUGGGAGAUUGCUACCCCACACAUAGUCAAGUACACCUUAGCCAAUAGUACAAGCUAUCUCUGGACGUAAUCAGCAAGGCUCAGCGGGAUGUGAUUGUCUAUGAUGAACAAAAGGAGGACAAUAUGUUGUAAUUAAUUAAGAAUGUGAUUUAAAACGCCGCAACUGUGAUCUGAAUGAUAUGAAUAAUAUUUGAUAUUUCACUAAUAGUUAAUUCACGCGUUGGAUUCGUUACUCCUGGGUUGACUUCUAUAUAUUUAUAUAUGAACACUCGGUUUCUUCUAUCGUUUGCUUGAUAAGGUUUUUGGAAAUAGGUGCUUUCUUUACGCUUUAGAUGAUAAAAUAUAACUCAUCUCUAUGAGUCCCUUAACGGCAUAGCCAAAGUUAGCUAGAGAAGUUAAACUUCGUUUGUUAUGUUUAGUUGAAAUUCGAUUGACUAUUUAGACUUUCCUUUAGUUUUCGCUUAAUUUUGAAUGUGCCUGUUAUGUCAGAGUUGUGUAUCUUGUUAUUGAGCCUUCGUAGUUGUUCGAUUGCCAUUUCAAAGCUUUUUAAUAAUGAAAUGAAAGAGAAAAAAUAAUACCCUUACGACAUAUUGGUUCACCGCAGACUUAAUCUAUGGUGACUUGCAUAUUUAUUAUAGUAGAUUAAUCUCAUGAGUUGAUUUUUUAUAAUACCAAAUUAAAUAUUGAAAACGAGUGCUUUAAUUAUUAUUAUUAGAGACCAUGCGAAUGAUGCACUCAAUAUAGUUCAUAAUGAUUAAAAAAAAAGUUAGGGAUUUGAGAUUUUUACUAAUUUUAUGUCUUUCAAAGUUACAACGCACGCUCCCCUGAGGUAAUUCAAAAGCAAUAUUAUGACAUAUAAAAUGUAAAUAAUAUAUAGUUUGAUAAUACGGGAUUUUUAGGAGAAUUAUUUAGAUUGUAAAUGCUUCGGUAGUGAUGUAUUCGGUUAACACGGGGAGAGGUGUGGAAGUGUGAUCAUGGAAAUCAAAGCUUUAAAGCCGUUUAAUUUCAGUCCGAACACUAUGCCUCUUAAUCCGCACUCGACGUGAUAUGCUUUUCAAAAGCACGUUCUCUCUAUUAUGUCUUAACACACAAUAAGCAAUCCUUUAUUUCGUUGGGAUUUAAGAGGCAUAGCUGCACAUUUAUAUAGUGGUUAUAUAAAAAUUUUCAUCUAUUUUCAUACUACAAAUGAUAUUGUUUUACUAAUUUCAAAUGCUUUGUGUUAUUCAUCGGCUGUUUUGGUAUCUUUCAAUAAGACAUCUUAACAUUUUAAGAGAACAUUCAGUCGAAGUUGUCGCUUAGGUUAAUAAUUGCUUGAGCUAAAUUUUCGAAUUGGGAGAAAACGAUGUAAGCGAUCGAUGUUUAACGCAAGCAGUUAUCACCCUAAAGUGUGACAUUUCAAUUUAUUUGGUUGAAAAUUAAGCAACUGAUUAACCAUGCGAAGCAUUUGGAAAUUAUCACAAUUGCUGUGUUCAGUAAAUUAACAGAGUGAAAUACAGGGAUAUUUUAUGGAUUUUAUUUUACAUUAUUUCCACAUCUGCUAAAUAGAAUUAGGGUUUCAUUUAUUAACAGCAUGAUGUGCGCCUUUUCAGUGAAACAUGUGAAAUAGUUAUUUAUAUUUACAUCACAAACAAGAAGUAAAAUAUAAAGCUUUGAUUUGGAACUGAUUGGAUGUCGGCUCACUGUAGUGUGUAAGUGUACUUGGUAAAUUAUUUAAUUUCUUUCUCUUUUUGAUUUGUCUACGGUACUCUCUGGCUGAAACUUUUUAGGAAUAACGAUCGCAAGUAACAUAUUAUAAUAAUGAUAUUUUGAAACGUAAAUUAAUUACACUAGUCGGUAGAAACUGAACAUUUCAUAAUCUUUAGUACAUAUCAUAUUUCUAUCUUACCAAAUAGUAUUAUUAUACGAAUUUGUUUAAAAGAAAAAGGAAAAAAUAACUUUGUUAAAAUUCGUUAGGCUAUCGAAAAUGUUAAUUUUAACUCAUUAAUAAUCACUUCUAUUUAGGCGUUUAAUGACUUUAAUAUUAUAAAAAAAAAAUGGGAAGUAUUAUGUUUAUUAUAUAGGCAAAAGAUCUGUGAUAAUAUGUAAAAGUAAGUAAUGCUACAUCUGGGAGUUUUAACAUAAAAAUUUGAUCUCAGAUUUUAUACUUGUUUUAACGGGAUAUCGACUCUAAGGUCCGUAUUAUAGAAAGAUUCUCAGUAAUGAAUCUAAUCUUGAGCAUAGAUAGAAAGGGAUGUCUCUAUAUAGAGCACAUAGUGACAUCCCUUUGUAACUGUACUCAAGUUCAACACUUAGUUGUCAUUCUGUAAUACGGGCCUAAAAGUAAUACGCUAUGAUGGUGCGGCUAUUGUGGAUCAAAUCUUUAGAGAAAGCUAGAAAAAACGAGAGUAUAUGCAUAGUUACUAAUGUAUAGUCAGACAGUCGGGUCAGGAGAACGAUUUUCACAUUAGCAUGAUUUAACAUAAGAAGGAGAUAGAAAGCCUCUCUGAGUUUGUUUCGCUGGUUCUUCUCAGAAAGAUCUCCCAAUUUUGGAACCGGUGGUAGUUUACGGUAGUUAGGGUCAAAUAAAUAAACUCAAAAUUACAAAAAAGAAUUUUAAAUAAAGUACUUUAUUAACUAAAUUAACUAACAAAUUCAUACAUAGAAAUAAAAUUUUAAAAAUCUUCCAAUGAAAUAACCGAACGCUCAAUAAAAGUCUUUCGAAGGUAGCUCGACAAAUUUAAAUAAAAAAUCAGUAUUCUGACGAUGCAGACCUGAAAAGGCUGCGAAACGUCAAUAAAUAAAUAAAGUUUCGUGCAUUAACUCGUUAAAAACUAGUUUUAUUUAAUUAUUGCAGUUUCUUUCCAUUGGUGAGUAAGGUUUUAGGUCUCCAAGCGGCAUAUUUUCUACUGCGUCAGUUGUUAUUGAGACUAUACUCCACGUACACUUAAGACCAGAGAGACAUUUUCUUGUAUAAGUAGGUAUAGUAUAUUUCUGUUGUUUUUUUCUGGAUCUUACAAUUAUUAAUCAUCAUAUGCAUAUACUCUAUUCUCUACAAAGUUCUCUAAAUUGUGAUUAUUUUAACGCACCUACGUAGAUCAAUGGUGGCGUUAUCUGAUAUUAACAGAUCUCAAAGGUAACCUUUAUUUAAAUUGUAAUCUUAUAGGUUUGUUCAUCGUAGAAGUAGGGUGUAAGAUAGGAUAAAAAAACAUGAACUCGCAUUUUAAAUUGGAAAAUCAUACUUGUGACAUUAAAAAAAUAGAGUCUAUUUAUUUAGGUAUUCGCAAGCGCCUAACAUCCCGUAAGAAAUAUCUAUAAAACGUAUGAAAUCAAGUAUAUUAAUGUCUAUUUACAUUAAACAUUUGAUUGUAAGAAUAUUUUCCAACGUUUCCGUAAGUUCAUUUGUGAUCAAUUAAUAAAGCCGGCUUUUUGUUUCGAUUUGGAGAUGAAAAUGGCAAAUCAACAUUUCAUCCGGUUUCUGAAAGACUUGUCAAAUCAUUAAUCAACUGACAUACUCGUUAAUUUACCAGCAGUGUUAAAUCAAUUUGAGUUUCUAAAACGAAGAUAAUCCAUAUAAUUAUUACAUAUUAAUAAUAUAUUUACUUAUAAUUGAUCGAUGAUUUUGAAAUUAUGAACGCACUUUUUAGCAACAAUCUAAUAAUAAUACAAUCGUGAUAUAAUGAUAUGUAUUUCCACGUAAAAUCGCGUAACUCUGCUAUGACUUUAAUUUUAGACAAGUUUUUACUAAGCUUUUUUGUUGGUAUUUCCGCGACAAAUGUCAUCGGUUUUCUUGUUCGAAAGUGCCGACUAUUCACUUUGGUAUUCUUAUUUGCUAUUUGUAAAUUUGACAUCAGCCUGUCCUUUUCAUUCCUUAUAAAGCAUGAUAAAGACAGAUUGUUGUCCACGUUUACAAAUAGCAUAUAUAUACGAAUAUCAAAUUGAAGUGCCGGCUCAACAUUGAUUGACUGACAGAGUGGUCAGUUGAAUAAGCUUUCAGCAACUCAAUUGACAGGAAACAUUAGAUUUGACGGCUUCUUAGUUAAUUCUUUGCUGAUAAACUUUUCAGAAACCGGCUGUAAUUUUAAUUAUUUGCUCAAACUCAAUUGAAAAAAAGUGGUAGAUUGAUUGUAAAAAAUUAGAUAAUCAGUUGAAACGAUGACCAACCCUUUUGCUCCUAAUUGAUCUUCUGUAGCUAAUAAAGCAUCUUAAGAACCGAGAUGACAUUAACAAUACGGAAAAGAUACGGCACUACUGCAAAGACGACGUAAUCACCAUAGCGCCAUAAGUGCGAGGGUGAUCACAAGCCACCCCCAUCACUUAGGUAAGGAAUGGGGUUGCCUUGUAACCCCCACAACAUAGUUGUAUAAUAUAUUAAACUAAAUUGCUGCUUUAUUUCUUAGAAUGUUUUCAAUCUGCCACCUCGUGAUAAAGAACUAGAGCAUAAAAUAAAUAUUAAUACUCAUAUUAAUUCACUUGAUAAGAAUUUUAUGUCACAUCAAACUGAUAUUACCUAAAUUAAGGUAUUCAUCAAAGUACCUAUAAACAUGAUUUAAAGAUUUUUUUCUAGUAAAAUUUUCUUUAGAUUUAACCUUGUAUUCAGUUAUGUUAUGCUUCAAAAAUAAAAAAUAUAACAUAUUAUUUGUUAGUUAGGCGCUAAAUUUUGCACCGUUUUUAUAUAUAGGCGUGAAUGUAUUGUUCCUUAAUUCCCAGUUUUAAAAUUUUUCGUUAUAAAAGCCGUGAGUACCGCAGCAUUUCAAAAUGAAAUGUCUUGUUAUUUUCAUUCGAGUGGAAUGUUGAGGUAUUAGAUAUUUAAUAAAAUGAUGUAGACACUAGUAAGUUUUUAAUUAAGUAAUACAAUAAAAAGUAAAGAAUUGUUUUUGAAGAUUUUCUUUUAUUAAUUUAAUUGGGUGUGCGCGGUUUGUGCUGAUCGUUUGAAUAAAAUUAUCAAAGCAACACGAACAUUCCAUAAUAGGCUGAUGGAUAUUGAAAUUUACAUCGCCUGCGCGUGCGCCGCCCUUGUGUAAAUUUGAACAUCCACUUAAAUCUGUUUCUUUUGUUCGAAUAGAAAUUAUUUUACACAAUUCUCUGUAAAAUGUAGCGAAUCAAUUAAUAGGUAACGAAAUUAAUUGCGGGCAAAUAAAAUUAAUGUUUGUCUUAUCGAUAAAAAGCCCGCACGUGUAAAAAUGCAUUUUAGAUAAUAGAUUGGUAGAUGCGCUACUUCCCGGAGCUAGAUUUUGGAUAUGUCUCAUCACAUAAAUAUAAAAUUAAAAAAAAAAUCACAAGAAUGUUGCUAUUUGAAAAGCUGCACUCUUUUUUUAUUUCUCAUAGUCGAAGGUUACCAAACUUAGCAAUAUCGAAACCUUGAUUAAUGUUCCUCUUCUUAUUUUAAGAAAGAUUGAAUAUUUACAAUUUACAGAAAAUAAUUAAUAGCAAUAAAUAAAUGAUUAACGAUGAUACGAAUUAAAAUGAAGAAAAGAAAAGAUAACAAAUUUGUACGAGUUUUAUCGACAUAGUUUUUAUAAUAGCACAGAAUGCAGUUGUAAAAUGCUAUUUUGUUUCCUAACUUUCAGAGGUACUAUUUAUUAAACAAAUAAUAAUAUAAAUAGAAUUAUAUUUGUAUGUAUUGAUGUGUGAAUAUUAUAUAGGCAGUGCGGUGAAUGUUGUUAGUGACUUGUAUGACAUACUUACAUGAGCAAUAGAUUUAAAUGCGGCCCCUAAGUGCAGUUAUUCAAAUUUUAACAUUUGCCAGUUAUCGCCACGUCCCUGGAAAGUUCACACGCCGUUAGCACAAAUUAUAUAUAUUAUAUUAAAAAUAAUUCCAAUUUAUGUAGAAUUUCUUUUGAGUACCUUACCGAGCAUGGUAUAUCGUUAAAGAGAACACAUAUUAGCACGAAAUAUUUCAUGUGUUGAAAUAGAAUACAAACGUAGAUUCUUUUUUAUAAUAAUGAAUUGUGACCACAGUUUUAUAUUUAGAGUGCCUCUUGCCUAUACAAGACUUAUAUAAAGGCUGCAAAUCACGGAAUAUACAUAGUUUAUGUAGCGAAUAGAGGUAAUUGUGUAAUUUUUAUGGUGAAAAUUGUAAGUUGCGUUAUGAUAUGUGACUAAUUUUCUACCGCAUCCGUUGUAGUAUCGGUGUAACACGCAAAUGACGUAGACCUCCGUAGUUAGCGCAUUCCAAUCUUGUGAUGAUGUUUUCAUACAUUUGUAAACCCAGUGCAAAAUUUUAUUUUCGUGACCAAUAUAACAAUAGAUUUAUUUUAUAUAGUGUUAGUUAUAUAUAAAGCGUCGUUAAGUUUCGUCCAUAAUGAUUAUGGUAUAGACAAUGCGGAUGUGUAACUGGUUAGUUGUGUAUAAUAUUUACCAAUUUUUAAGUGGCAUACCUAAAUAUAGAACUUAAAUUGCAAUUUUUCUAAGUUCCUGUAGGUGUAUUAAUUAAUUAUUAUUAUUGUAUAUUGGUACAAUUGUUUUAAUAAUUAUAAUGUGUUUUAUUAUAAAUUAUUUAGGUUGUAGUGUUUCGUGACUUAUCAUUUGUAUUAGCGUAAUAUAUGUAUGUUUUGUCGUCAUGAUCUUUUAAUGUAGUUAUAGGUACUUUCGCAAAUGUCACUCGGGCGUGUACUGUUAAAUAUAUUGGGCAAAUAUGGGAGUUCGUGACAAUAUAUUUCGUAUAUUAUGCUACUAUAAAUUAUAUUCAGCACAAGUUCAAAUAACGUAGGUCCACUUUAUUUAUAAAGCGUAAUAAUUGUUGCAUCUUCAUUGAGUAUCAAUAAUUUGAUUUUCUUUAAGCUGAUUUAUUUAACAUUCAUUGUUGACAUUUUAGAUUAGAAUAAAAUCUGUUUUGCCUUAACAUUUAUUAAUAGUUCAUAAUGUUGUAACAAAGAGCAGUGCAGUUUUGUUGAAUGAGAACAUAAACAGUAUCUUCAUAUUUAUAUCAAAAAGAUCGAGGAUCAAAGUGGUGUAAUGUUUUGUCAAUUGUGCAACAGUCUAUACAAAGACCCAUCGCUGUUGAUCAUUGUAACUUUUGAAACAAAUAUAAGCAUAUCAUAGCUGUAAAAAUACAAUUUUGACAAAUAAAAGCUCUACAAUCAUUACAGUCCUCUGUUUCUUUAUUUUUGGCGUUCUCUUAUCUCCAGAUAUUGUCAGGUACGUACGCAAAUAAAAAUGAAAUCACCGUCUCUCAUAUAUCAUCACGCAAAAUUCACAUUCAUACUCAUUUUUUCUUUGACAGAUGUGUUUGGACAUGUCAUGCAGUUCACCGAGUAUUCCGAGUCCGAUACCGCCACGUAGUCCGACGGCGCUGCCGCUGUGGUCUCCACUGUUAGCUCUGCAAGCGUGCCGGCUGCGCCGCUAUCUAAGCGACGACUGCAUGGCCUACCAGAACAGACAUCUUCUACACACUGACAGAAGGCGGUGUGGGGUCUGCCUCGCGUCAUUUCCCUCCACGUGGCUUCUGGAACGCCACGCCGCACUGCAGCACGCGUCGCAGACCUCCUGCGAUGACAAACCGUUUGUCUGUGAACAGUGCGGCCAGAGCUACCGGUACAGAUCUGCUUACGUCAAACAUCGUGAGCAAAACCAUCGUGCCAGACUGCCAGCUGACAAGUUAUUCACGUGCGAUGUCUGCGGAAUGCAAUUUCGAUACCUCAAAUCCUUUAAAAAGCACCGCCUCAAUCACACUUUGGAAAGGCUUCAUACGAAGAAUACAGACCAACCCGAAGGCAUCGACCAAGUGUCCAGUACCAAUGAGGCUUUGAUCGGCCAAUGCGGUGAAAUGGAUCUAUCUAUGAAGAAGAGAACUAGAACUGAAGAACCGAUAACACCUCCCAUCGAGGUUAUCAGGGACGCUGAGCAAGAUAGCACGGUCGACUCGAACGGUCCGACCGACUCGGUGAUGACAGUCGAGGAUUCUCGCGACUGCAAGAACUCCGAGAUGGAAAGCAAGAAGGAAGAUGACACGACAUCAGAAGAGAGGCGGCGUGUGCCGGUGUCGUUUGCAAGCGUCAGUUCCAUGGCCGAUAGUUCAGAGAGUGAGUCCCGCGGUGACGGUAGCAAGCACGAGAGCUCCAGCUCUCAUUCUGGUAUCGUCGGCUUCAUACCAACCGACGACAGACAAAGGGAUAGGGAGAGGCGUUUCGCGUGUCCGUUUUGCGGAAAGUGUGUUAGGUCUAAAGAAAACUUGAAGUUGCACGUCCGGAAGCAUACAGGCGAGCGGCCGUUCGUGUGCUUGUUCUGUGGGCGAGCUUUCGGGGGCAAGAGCGACCUGACUCGCCACCUCCGCAUUCACACUGGCGAGCGGCCGUACCACUGCGAGGCGUGCGGUAAGUGCUUCGCCCGGGCGGACUACCUCUCUAAACACCUCACGACGCACGUCCACAAUGCUCGCUGAUCUACAACCACGCCGUCCUCUUCUACAUCACCAUCGUACACAUACCUCUAUAGUAAAUGAAAAUUACAAUAAAGCGGUUGAACGGAAUAUUUUUAAUAACAUUUUGAAAGUUUACAAUGAAUUUGAUGUAAGCCGUUUUUUUUUAUUGAAGCUUUCAAGAGCGCUUUCUUUGAGAUGUGGUUUUAGGUAUUUUAAUUCUAUAUUCACGAUUUUAAAAUUUAUAUAACACUUGAGUACAUCAAUAUUAACGGUGCAGAUAUGCGCUUUGCAGUCGUGUGGUGUAAGUGACAUCUUAAAGUUACGUAAACGGCUGUAACGCUGUUACAUAACUCAUUCCUUUUUUCUAUAGAUCAAAUGGUUUUUGUAUCAGGAUCGGUUAUAGAUAAUUACAAAAAUGUGUGGCAUUUGGCAUGGCUUGGGUUACUAUUCUUUAUUUUAUUGACCACUCAUUCAAACAUGUUUUAUUACUUGUAACGCUUGCAAAAACAGGUGAUGUUUUGCCAUAUUUUUAUAUGCCCCUGUAAUGUAAGAUUAAAAACUCAUUCCAUUGAAGGGAAACUAGAAAAUUGGUAGUCGAGAAGAUAGAUAAGUAGAAGAAUGCAAAAAGCUGUGAUUCGUACGAUUAAGACCAGUCAAACAUGUUUUAGAACAUCGAAAAAUGUUUUAUCUAAUUUAAAAUAAUUUUAACACUUAGAAAUAUAUAAAUUAUAAUAUAUAGUUUUAAGAAAUCUCUCUGUGCCAAAAUAUGUACCUCAUAAACUUAACACGAAGUAGAUAAUUAACUAGCGAAGGUUAAUUGUACACAGCUUGUUUUAGAUUUCGUUGUUAUGAAGACAAAGAGAUAACGAUUUUAUAUCUACAGUUUAUAUUUACAUGGAAUCCGGUAUAUUACUACGUCCCAUAAUACUUAUAUAUUUUAUUAUAAGACACAGUAAGACGGAGUUUAUUUUCGAAGUGAAAAAUACUUGCCCGUACAAUAAUUAAAGAAAUAUUUAUUCGGUGCAAUAAAGCAUGCCAUUUUAUCUUUUAGAGAUCACAACUACUGCCAAUAAUGUAAUAAUUUAUGAUACUUACUCGUUCGUAAAUUCGUGUCAUUUUCCCAUAGGUUAAUUUUAAACAUAAACUUUUUUUUUAACUAUCACUUCUACUAAACUAAUUUUAAUUUGAUUCGUUUGUUUCACUUCAAUUUGAUUGAAUAUUUUCAAAUCAUAGUUUCCAAUAUUACACGAAUAUUUUUAUAGAAGUAAAUAUCUAGGGGUUAAGUAUCUUUAAUACAUUUUAAGAGAAACAUUUGUUGCAAUAAUUUAGAUAACAUUAGCCAUAAUAAAGUCCGUUUGGUAUUAAUUGAUUAGACUUCGCCUUUUGAUAGAUUUCAGUUCAGUAUUUUCUAUGUUUAUUUCUCAGUUCUUUUAAUUAUAUAAUAUUGUUUAAUUCUUGUUCAAAUUAAGGGCGGUCUUUAUGCUUCUGUAGCUUGAAAACAGCUUUAGAACCUCAGAAGUUUGUAUGUUACACACAUAAAUAUUUGAAUGUUUUCUCCCACACACGAUUUUGACAAACACUUAGAAAAUUUCACCAAAACUUGUUACCGAUAAAAAUAUUCUUACAUAACCUGUAAGAUAAAGACAGGAUAAUUAUUUAAAUUAAGGCAAUAUCUUUUUCAAUUAUGUAUUUAUGUAGGUAGAUAAAAUUUUGAAUCGAUCAAUUAAUAUUUUAAACGGACUUUCUUUGUCAAUUAUAAUGUAUAGGAUAUAAGUCAGAUAAAGUUAAUCAUUGUUAUAUAUUUUUUACAAUUUGUGGGCCAGUAUUUUUCACAAUUUUCAACUGCAGUUUUAAAUGUAUCAAAUCUUUUUUAUAAUAAUGAAAUAAUUAUCAAUAAUUUCUGAGACAAUUUACAGAUUUUAACAUAAUAUACUUAAUAGUCAAUGCAACGAAAUAACCAGGUACAGGUAAUGAUAAACGAGAAGAGUUUUAAUAGCCUUAUUAUAAUAUAUUUUAGUUAGAGUUCACACUUACAUAGCUACUGUUGACUAUAUAUGUGUUUGCAUCGAAUUUAUUUCAUACGCAGUUUCGUUUUUUUCGCUAACAAUGUGAUCUGUGAUUUUCAUCUUAAGCGUGAGAUUGACUUAAAUUAUUGUGUAAGUAGGUAGGUACUUACAACUUCUAAUUGUUAUAAAAUAUUUUAUUGUCAGGGCAUUCUUAUAAGGUUCUAUGUCACACAUUUCGUGAUAAUCACUGUUCAUAAUAAAUAAAAAUAUGAAAUGUCAUAAGACAACUAAUGACAAACUGUUGUCGUCUCAGAGAUUUCAGAUCUGUACCCCAAGCACUAACUGCUAGCGAGAAAGUAUUCGUAUCGCAAUCGUCAAAGUUUCUAUGGAAGUAGCUAGUUUGUUCUUACGGCCGGUAGGGGCGCUGCUAGUUUCCAUAGAAAUUGACGAUGACGAUACGAAGCUUUCUCAUUAGUUGUUCGUGCUUGGGGUACUGUUUUCCAAAGAAACAGUGUAAAAAGUACAUUGUUUGAACAAUAUUGAUCAAUAUUUUUCCGCAGAAUUUUUAAAGCGAGUUAUAACAUUCACGAAAUUGUGAAACUAAGAACGGGGAGGUAUUCUGAUAUAGAUACAUACCUGAUAAGUAUAUACCUACCUUUAAAAUACCUACUUACUUAUAUCGUUAGUUAAUGAAAACAUGCGAACAUUCUACAUACCUAUCCAUCAUCAAAAUUAAUUGACAACUUCGUUACGUAAGAUUAGCGGCUUAUUAUUAUUUUUUAUCCUGUAAUUUUCAUAGAUUGCUGAUUAUUCAUUACACCAUAGUCUCGAAACAAAAUAGCAAAUUCGCCAGAGGGAUCUAAUAAAUUAAUAUUAGGUAGUUGGAAACUUUUAGUAUAAACGAGAAGCAAUACUCUGAAUUUUUUAUUUUUGUCUACACAAAUACUCUAAAAAAUUUAACGUUGUAAGCGUAUAAGCUGAUCGCAAUAUUAUAAAAUAUAAAUAUAAUUUUAUAUCAAUGACUGCAACGUCUAAGGCCGUAACAUAACUAAUACAUAUAGGCUGAUCGAUUUACAAGCAAACAUUUUUUCACAUAUCUGAUCGAUAUCGCAGGAUUUUGAAUUAAGAUACAGCUGAGUAUCGAAAAACGUGACGUCUUGACGUGUGUGGAAAAAUAGUAAGUAUUACUUACUAUACUCAUGUAUAAUAAUAACAGCCAUUGAAUUUUACACUUCAGAUAGUGAUGAAGGGACAGGUUAAUAAUCAAUUUCAGUAAUUUAAUAUUUACUAAUUUUAUUUUGUAAAAACUCAGCGAGAAUUGUAUUGUUUGAAAUGUUUAUUUUAGUCAAGGUUGUAGAAAACUAAAGAAAAUAUUACUAGAAACAAAUCCACACGGACCAGGCAGUAGACGGGUCUCGAACCCGCACCUUUCGCUAUCCGGGCGAAUGCACUGAUCAUUAUGCUACUGUGGCCAUGCUGGCCGUGUCGAAUUCUUUCUAGCGUUUCUUAAGCUGCAAGGCAGCGCCAUCUCUUCGCAUUGUAGGUAACCCAAAAUGUCAAAUGAAUACCUUUACGGUCUGUCAGUAGUCAGUGCAUUCGCCCGGAUAGCGAAGGGAGCAGGUUCGAGUCGCAUCUGCUGCCUGGCCCGCGUGGAUUUUUUCUAGUAAUAUUUUCUUUAGAUUAAAACAUCGAGCAUAUUUUUAUUUUUUAAGCAUGUAGGUACAUGCUUAAAAAAUAAAAAUUAUAACUUGUAGAAAACUGUUUUUAAUGAAAAAAAAGACCACUGGAAACGGAAUUAUGUCGCACUUACUACCUAUUUGGACAUGGUACCCAUAAGAUCAUUCCAUUUCCUGGAAAAUAACAGUAAGAGGUAGCACAAAAUCAAUACUCGAAAAACGAUAUUACUUAUAUUGCGAUCAGUUUAAAUUUUACACCAUAAGAGUUUAUACAAGAAUACCAUCGAAAUGAACAAUGCAAGCAAGCAUUACUGUGUAUAAUGUAGAUAUUUUGCCAAUAUAUAAAAUUUAUAAUAUAAAUAUUAUUCAUAAAUUGAUGUUGACUGUUUUUAUAAUUAUAUCAGCGGUAGUUACUUGAUGUUGUGGUGUAAUUUAGUGUCUUAAUAGAUGAUCUUGAACCACUCGAAGUGAAGGCGUGUCACAUGUGUUCAUUUGUUAAAUUAAGACAGCUCAUUAGGGGUCUUGUCUUAUGACAAGAAACUUUGUCAAACUAGCAAGUUCUUUCGUACAUAAGGUGUCGCGCCAGCACAGUCACACUCAUUUCGAGUGGUUAGGUAAUUAUUUUGAAUUCUCUUAGCGUAAAAAAAUUGGUGUGGUAUUCUUUAUAUCUGUUCAUGUACUAUAUAAACAUAUUGUAAACUCUAACUUAACAGAUAAUUUAAAAUUAAAUUUUAAAUUUUUCUGAGCACCGCAAUGGUUCUGUAAAUAUGCGAGUGCUGACCGGAGAAAAUAUGUGAUAAAUUAGGUGUAACGUGAUAUUUAUUCCUAUUGAUUUACUUUUGGUACUGAAUGAGUUACGUUCUUUUCGAAAUUUUGUUUAUUAGUUUGUCAUCGUUUACUUUUAUUAUUAUGUUUACUGGUGUUUAUAAAUAUGACUGUUAUUUGUACGAGACGCAUUGAUUUGUCGUCGACUGUGAACUUUUGGGCAUUAUACUUUUAUUUACUUUUAUUCAGGGGGACUUCGAUGAUGUGGGAUAUUGGUGUCGUCAUAAUUUCCUAAUAUUAUAGCUUUUGUACAACAACGCACAAUUUUUAAUGAUUUAAAAUUGUUUACAUAACUCCGUCCACUUUCAGUAUUGUGUGUCUCUGUUUAAGGGGGCUUAAAUUGACAGAUGCAGACAGUAAUUCAGCACGUUAUUGUUACUUCAUUUUGGUUUCAUAAUAUAUUUGGCGAUUAGGUUCAACAUACGCAUUAUAUAACUCAGCGUAAUAAAAUCUAAUAGUAAAGAAAAUCGGCCGUCUACGACAGGACUAAGAUGAGGUGACGUGCGGCGCGGAAUCGACGUCACAGUAAUGCGCGGGUAUCCUUUGGCUUUACGCAGCGUGUCUGUACAGGUCGCGGCACGUAACUCUAGCUUUGGACAAAAACCGGAGGGGAUAGCUGCGCAUGGGCACGACUGGAGAGCCAAUCGGCGCAACGCACGCCCACCCGCGCACCUCGUUUCCCCCCAAGACAUCUUAAUUUUUACUUAUGCGCAAAAACGCUCAGCGCUAGAGUUUCGUGCCGCGACUUAUACUGUUUACGAUUACCUUAACAACUAUAGUGAUUUAUCGUCGCGAUAAAGAAGUUCGUUCACUAUUUGAUUUAUUACACUAUAAUAAUUUUGAUAGGAAAUGAUCUGGGUCAUCAUUUUCCGGUAUUCUUAUGUAUCCAGUAAUAAUAUAGUUAACCAUUGUUCUACUUAUAAACAAAGAUUUGAAUUAUUAGAUACAGCCUUGCCAAAGUAAGACAUCGCUGAAGUAAUGAAGAAAAAGUUGAUCUCUUUGAGUGCCAAGUGCAAACGACUUUCCAUAAUGACUUUAUAGGUAGUACGGCAAACGAAUCCGGGCUGGAGUGGCCUUUGCCGUUUUGGCUAAGUAUUGGAUUUUAUAGGAAUAAAAUUACCAGCUGUGCCUGCUAACUUUCGACAGAUUCAGCCAGCCGUACUGUACCAUAAUUGUGAUCAAGCAAGUAAACAAUACACUCUCAGCACUUAAAUUACUUAUGCACUAUCAUCGCUGCCAAAAAUAAUACAUUAUGAAUACAAAAAAAAUGCUUUUUAAGAUAUUGUGAUGCUGGUAGGUCGAACAGUUUGUUCAGACUGUUAAGCUAUUUCAUCCCUUUUUCAUUGCAGACUUUUUCUUUAUAUAAAUUAAUGCAGUGUAUAAGAAAUGGUUUAAGAAUAUAACAUUGUCGGUAUUUAAGGACGAACUGAAGACGAAGAGAAAAUUAAUUUCAAGAUUAUGUUAAAUUUUAGAGGCAAUUACUUUGGGACAUAGUAAAUACAACUUUUAGUGGUGAUUGCAAUAAUUGUGAUAUUACUUUAAGUCAAGGGGAAAUGAAGGAAGGUAAGAUUGAAGUCUCUCUACAAGCGAGCCAACAGCGCGAUCGAACGUAGACUGAUUUUCGGGUAGAGGUUUAGUAGGCCAGAAGAUUUGCAGUCAAUAAUUAAAUAUUUAUAAAUGUCUAGAUGUUCAUUUUUAACUGUUUUUAAAGAAGCCAAAACACAUUUUCAAUAGUCUAAUGACGUAAAACAAUAAGAGAGUUUAUUUAAUUUUUAAACAACUUAUACAGAAUGUUUUUAUAUGACAACCUUAAAUUAUUUUUCAGAUGUAUUGAAUUUUAUACAUCUCCAUAUACAAGAAUAGGGCUAAGUGUAGAUAUUGUAGAUGGGUCUAUUAACCGCGUGGUGCUACAAUGUGUAAUGAUAUGUGAUAGAAACUGUUCUUCAGAGACAUUUUAUUUAUUAAAAAAAUCCAUAGAUAAUAAAAUAUUAGUCACAUUACAUGAUCAUAUACCAACAACGUCAGCAAUAAAUCGGUUUAAGUAUGUAAUAAUAUAAGGAAUUUGUUUUUUUAGAUUCAGUAUUUGAAAAUGCGGAUAAAGUGAUUGGUCGCACGUGUCUCGUAAAAACCGAUGUCGCCAAACAUUUUGUUAAUAGAAAUAAUGUUUACCUAAAUUUUCAAAACAAACAUGUUUUGGGUUCAAUGAGAUUUAGAUCGACCAAAAACCGUCUGGUAGUGCGUGUUUCGAAAUAAUUGUAGUCUCUAUCAAUUUAGUUACCUAUUUAAUUAUUCGUCCAAGUCUUUUAAAUUCUAUUAAUAAGGCAUGAUUAUUGUAUUACCUAUAUUAUAAAUGUCGACAGACCUAGCUAGUUAGGAAAAUUGCUAUAGGUUUUCAUCUGGUCAACCGUAUUGAUACUGUAACCAAGAAAAUGUUAAUCGUGUAAAAAUAAAAUUGUUUUAUGGCCUUAUUAAUAAUAAAGUUGUCUUGGAAUAAAUUAUUUGUAUUAUAUUAUAUAACUUUCUUAUAAUGUUAAUAAUUAUAAAUGAAUGUCCGAAAGGGAAUAUUUUUAUGAGUUUUCUAUUUGUAGUGACUAAUACCAUGGGCACUAAUCUUACAUAUUCGUAAUUAUUAUAUGCGAUUUACCAGCGGGUUUUCUUUAGUGAUUAUUAUUAUAUUUAUAUUUUUGUUCCCAAGUGUAAAUUCAUGCGGUUUUAUUUCGUAAUAAUAGUUUAAUAGUACACAAUGUUACAUUUUUAUAUAUUUUUACUCGUACGUUUCAGAUGAAUGUUAUAUUGUUGACAAGAUUGUUAUGUUUUGUAAACGUUCAAUGAUUGGACAUCAUUUAAUUUUACAUUUCACCAAUUGAGACAGUCCACUCGAUUCAAAGUUUUGUCCAUUGUCCAAACUAACUUAGGCAUAGUUACAUAUUUUGUAUGUGUAUUCUACCACGAUCUAACGCUAUUGUGUAUAUUAUUUCUUGUCGAUGUGCAAAAUUAUAGUAUAUGUCUUGGAUCUCUAAAAAUAAGAAAAAAAAGACAAAAACACUUUACUAAAUUUCUAAAUGUGCAAUAAAUAAUGUGUGUUGUAGUGUUACCAUUAGGCGUAAAAAAAAUUAAGCUGUAAAAAUAUAGUUGCCGCGGUUCUAAGAACAAUACGCCGAUGUUAUUGUUCGAUUUAAAAUUAGGUAAAGCUUUUAAUAUUACAAUGAUCUCAUCUUAGCGGGCGGUGGCUGUAUUUUUCUAGCGUAUUAAAUGAAUAUUUGGCACUUUAAAAAAAGGCACAUUUUCCUUAUUGUAUUUGAAAAUGGUUUGAAAUGGUGUUGAAAAUGGAUUUGUUGGUAAUUAAUUUCAUGAUGAAAUAUAUUUGUUUUAAUAAUAGUGUGGCUCUUUUAUUUGCAUUUCUUAAUUCGGUCAAAAAUAUUUGGUUUACAAAUAGCACCAGUGGCAUUGAAAAAGUCGGAACUAUGUAGCGAUUUUAGUUGAUUAAAAGUCAAAAAAUAAAAAAAUCCUCGGUCCAGGUUCCGUCCCGUCAAAAACCAGGCCGAAUGGAAUGUUGGCCGGUAAAAUUUUCUAUAGAUACUUACCUACCUUAUAUUGUUUUAAUCCAUACAUAAAACAGUAUUAAACUGAUUCAACGCAUAACCGCUGGGAUUAGAAUUGUGAUACCUAUUUCACACAAAUGUUUCUUUUAUAACGUAGGUAAGUGGGUACAAAGACGAAAUGGGGGAUGAUAUUUAUUAAAAAAAUUCGACUUUGAAGACAGGUCAGUGUUUGAAGAUAGAAAUGUUGUAGAAAUUAGUACACAAGCUCAAAGAUUUCAAUCGUUAGAUAUGCCCUUACCAUAGUUUGACCGCUCUGAAAGCUGACAGCACUCGAAUAGGCUAAGUAGUGUAUCAUCAUGGCUUGUCUAAUCAGUGUUCAUCUGAAUAUAGUGGCAGUUUGACGUUGGUGAAUAAAAUACCGCAGGCAAUUUUGCGAGAAAAGUGUAUUAAAAUGCCGUCGUGUGCCUUCCGAAAGUGCACUAACAAUUCGAGAAAUACAAAUAAAGCUAAUGGUGUAAUAUUUCACAUGUAAGUUUUAAGAUUUCAUUGUUUAUCAAAUUUUUUUUUCGUUGUCAUAAAUAUUGAAAUAUGAUCGGACAGCGCAUAACAGAGAAAGUAGUGUUGGAAAAUAUUGCAAGACAAAAAGAGACAACACUAUUUUGCGCUGUGCGUUUUGAAGUUUGUCCACCCAUGAAAUUUCAUAAAACAAUGUUCUAAAUUCGAAAGAACUAAUUACUGUUCUUCAUUCUUAUUUUAGUGACGAGCACUUAGUCCUAAAAUUUAUUGAAUCGGUAAUCUUAGGACAUAUCAUUAAAACUUUACAAAACUACAAUAUAUUAUGUAUUAUUAUAUUUAGUUAAUAUAAUAUAUUAUCCAUAAUUAGAUUUAUGGCUUUCGGAAAAAAAACACGUUUAAAUCAUUUAAUUAUAAAAUCGCUCUCUAUCUUUUCUUUAUAUCUAACUAGCUGACCCGGCGAACUUCGUACCGCCCAAAAGUCGAUGAAUGUGAUUAUAUUAAUUUAUAUUUAUUAAAUUAAUUAUUUUGCAGCCGCUAUAAAACAAAUACAAAACUGUUUAAUAGUUUAUAAGGAUUUUAAACCCGUAAAAUUAAAUUUCAAUAACUUAUACUUUAAUAGUGUAUCAGCGAAAUUUAAAACGGGAUUUAUUGUUUGCCAUGGUUGCCAUGUAUUUGCCUAAUAACUAUUCCCCAAACACAGACAUCCCUUAAUCUCUCAGUACAUUAUUAUCCUAUACAUAUACAUCCUAAAUUUAAUUAAGCUAGAUAUUUAAUAUUGCCACAUUUAUCGAUUGUUUUAUAUUCGCCGGGUCAGCUUAUUAUAAUAUAAUUGCAAUGUACUUAUUCACCACAUAACAAAGCAUUUGUAUUUUUCUAAAUUCUAAAUGUAUAAUUAAUAAAUCAAAACGAUCGCCGCAGAUAGGAUCGCUGAGCUUAUGUAGACAUUUAUAUUUUUUAUUUAAUUCAAUCCUUUGAUCAGCUACUGCUUGCAAUAUAGGUUAAAUUACAAAAAAAAUAUCUAGAGGAGACUCGCAUGUAAUAGCAUUUCUUUAUUUUUUCGAUAAUAAUUGACUUUCACUACACUAUUGUUAUGUGUCAAAACGGCCAUCAUCAUAACAGCAUUGCAAAAUAUAGCCACAGUUUUCAGUGUCAGGUCAUAUCUAACGGUUUAAAUCUUUGCACAAGCUAUGGCUAAGCAUUGCGCUGUUACUAUUUUGUAAUGAUUCUCCUCCUAUGGGGAAUCCUUGGGAUCGAAGUCUCAGAUGUCUGGAGUCACCCGCAUACAAUAAAAGAGGCUUAUUAAACUUGUUGUUUUUAUUCUUAAAUCAUUUGCUUUUAUCAAUAAUUUUAUAUUUAAAGCACGAUCAUUUCUUAGGCGACUUGACAGCUAGGCCGCAAACAAAGAUUGUCUUCUUUUUAUAUUGAUUGUCAAUUCUAUAUCAAUUAUAAUAAUAAUCAUAAAGAAAACCUGCCAGCUGUUGUUUCAAAAAAGGAGGAUAGUAAUGCACACUUGCGUUACACCCCGAUUAUUAAUCUCCGCAUGUGUUUCAUUAUGUAAAUUGUAGAGUUUUUAAAUAAAAUUGGAAUAGUAGUUCAAAUUAUUUAGAAAUCACUUCGAAAAUCGUAAAUGUUACCUUACUUAACUAUCAGAAAUUUUAUCGAUUUCUUGACAUUAAGUAAAUUGGUGGUAAAUGAAUAAGGAAACCUUUAGUUAUUUUUAGGAGUUCACUUGGUUAUCACGAAAAAUAAAUGGAAAACAGUACCUCCUAUGAAAUUAUGUUGCCCUGAUACCUAAGUACAUCCGAUUUGAUAAAUAGUAGUUAUAUUAUUUAGAUGCUAGUAAACCCAAAAAAAAUCUAAUAGGUCUUCGAAAGCUUUUCUAUCCAUAUCAAUUUAUUAUUUAUUUGAUUAUUAAUGAAAUUCCUGACGUUGAAAUUGGUAUAAAAUUCCAGGCUUACCUACACACCUUCACACUGAAAUUUGAAAGUGCGAAAGUCGGGGAAAAAAUGCAUUAAAAAGAUUUUCCUCAAACAUGUUUGAAAAGGAAACCUUUGAUUUUCGCCCAAUUUUGUACCUUGGUACAAAUAACCUCAAAAACAUUUGCUGUAUCAAGAAAAGAAUGGAUCCUUUGAUUACUAUCUUCGAGAAAA